CAAAGUUUCCCGUCCGUACGGGAAGACGGAAAUUAGUAAAGCUCACAGCGCGCCAGUUUCAACCUUUGUUGUCUUCCCUAAUCAAGAAAGUUGUAAUUUAUGGCAAACACAGCCUGUAUUCCCAGUAUGAAAUUAGAUGUUGGUGAAGUGAAAAUGAUGGAAACUGAAGACAGCUGUCCGCCUUCAAAGAAAAUGAAACAAGGUCGUCUUCCAUUCAAGCCACUGGAACAUACUGGACAGAAAUUACAGGGAAACACCCCACCAGGAAGUAAGAAACGGAAGUUGUCUGAUAACGAAUCUCCCAGUGCAAAACAGCUGAAGACGUCGAGUGCGCCCACUAAUGUCAGACCACAGAUUACAGAUGGUGAACCAGAAGUCAGCAGUAGUUCUGAGGCAGAUGUUGUCUCUGAUCACCUGCAGAAUAGAAAACUGAACACGCUUGACAAAUUCUUCAAACCAAAAGCAUACACACAAGAUCAGGAAGAAAUAAGUUCAACAAAUGAAUGUAUAGGGAUUGAUCUGACUGAUGAAAAUUCAAAUGAUAAAGUGGAACAACUUCAAAAUAGUAAAUUGGAGUCAACAGAAAAAGAAAAUAAAGAAGUUGACGAAAAUAAGACAGAAGGUGUAGGUGCUAAAAUUAUGGACCAGUCUGCAGAUGUAGUAAAUGAAGACAAAGAGAACAAGUCUGGCAGUGAGGUUGAUGAUGCAGAUUGUUCUUUUAUUGCCAAUACGUCUGUAUGUGAAGAUGCUCUGAAAACACCUGUUCGAGGAAAACUACCAGAGUCAGUACUUAAGACACCUGUUGUCGGUGCAAGUGCAAGCAGUGCAACUACCCCAUCACAAGUUGGUACACCGUCACAGGGUUCAGCUAGUGAUAGCAAUACACCAGUCUCGGGCAAAAAGAGGAAGUCUGUGCUGUCAGAGAGUACGAAAAAAGAACGAGAACUACAGAGACAGAAGAUAAAGGAAAAAAAGGAACGACAGAAGGAGGAACAGAAGUUACAGAAGGAGAAAGAGAGGGAGGAAAAGAAAAAAGAACUGCAGGAGAAAAAGCGACAGAAAGAAGAAUUAAAAGAAAAAGAGAGAUUAGAGAAAGAAAAAUUAAAACAAGAAGAAAAGGAGAAAAAAGAAAAGGAACGGCUGGAGAAACUGAAACAGAAAGAAGAAGAAAAGAAACAAAAGGAAAAAGAAAAUGAGGCAAAAUUGGAAGAGAAGCGUAAAAAGGAAGAAGAGAGAAAACAAAAGGAAGAAGAAAGGAAACAAAAAGAAGAAGAAAAACGAAAAGAAGAAGAAGAAAAGCAAAGAAAGGAAGAAAAAAAGAAAGAAAUGUUCAAGGGUUUUUUCAUCAAGAAAGAUCCAGUUGUUUCUCCUCCAAAACCAAAAGAGUUGAAAAAUGGAUUGUUCAUGCCCUUUGAGUUGAAACUAAAUAUGAAGUUGGCCCCAGAACGUAGAGGAAACCCACUGUCUACUGAAGCUAGAGUCAGUUUUGAUGAAGAAUUUGGUAAACAGGAAUGUGACCAUUUGUAUUUGGAGAGAAUAAAGUCAUCAUCCUUUACACCUGGGCAUUCUGCAAAAACUUGGCCAAGAGAACUGGAUGAAGAUGAUGAUGUGGAGUUGCUGUCUCAUGAGAAAGAAACAAUUGAGAAAGUUACCCACCAUGUGAAGUUUCUGUAUUUCCAUGAAAACACAAGACCACCAUACUAUGGAACUUGGAGGAAGCGUAGCAAACUCCUCACAGGAAGAAACCCCUUCAAACAAGAUGAGAAUCUGUUUGAUUACGAGGUGGACUCUGAUGAUGAAUGGGAAGAAGAAGAACCUGGGGAAUCAGUCUCCUCAGAUGAGGAAGAAGAAGAGGGUGAAAAGGUAGAGGAAGAUGAUGCAGAUGCUGAUGAUUGGAUGGUACCUCACGGAUAUCUCUCUGAUGGGGAGGGAGUCGAUGAAGAUGAUGAGGUUGAUGCUGCAAGUAAACAAGAUCUGCAGAAAGUUCGUCAGGCAGCAUGGGAAAGUGAACUGAAGCGUCAGGCAAAACCUCUCAAGAUGCUGGCUAUUGGAUGUGCCUGGGAGAAUGACGAGACCACCACUAUUGCUGCUAAACAAUUGGAAACAUUACUUACAUAUAAGGCUGUUUGUCUAAGUGAAGGACCAAUAGGAACAAGUUUUACUGGAACACGGUCCAGUGAGGUAGACAGUUCUAGCUCUAAGUCUGAGAAAACUGAUGAAAGGAAGAACAGUCAGAGAAAAUCUGUCCCGGAAGAAGCUAUGCAGGACCUUAUCAGACUUGUCCAUGGAAACCCUGUUGGAAUAAAGAACUUGAUCAAGGAGUUCAGAAUGUUCUGGAAGAAAAAGACAAACCCCGCUUCUACAGAAGAUCCAGCAAACUCAACAUUAGAUUCUAGUAAACUUGACAUUAGUAUGGAAGUCGAUGAUAAGGCUGAAAAAUCAGAAACACCGAAGCCUGAAGUUACAGAGACACCAAAAUCACUAAAUGAAAGUAAGAUGGAGGGACAGGAGGAGUUUGCUAUUUCUAAACGUCAGUUAGAGAUGAAGAUACCCUCAAUUGCUGUUCGUGAGAAAAGAUCUGAUCAUAAAAAAAUUUGCUGGUAUGUUAAAGAUGAAAUACUGAAACAGUAUGAUAUGACAGACAUAAAGUUACCAAACACUUGGGAAUAUGUGUGUAUUAAACAACCAACCUGGGCUCAAGAUAAAGCUCCAACUCCAAAGGUUGAAGACGUUAGUGCUGCAUCAACAACUGGUCGGGCAGUCCCAAACAUCAUGCAGUUUGCACAGCCAAUGUCCCCAUCCCAGAUUCAAGCUUUAGGGCCUGUCAUCAAAGAAACCGGUAAAACCUCUGAAAUUAUAGCUGUAACAGAAAAAGAGCCAGAGGGUAGCAGCACUUUAACCCCUGGUAAAGUGGCUGCACCUGCUGAUCAAAGAAGAAUUAAGGAUAUGUUUUCACCAGCUGCUAGAAAAACAGGUGGUAAUAAAUCGAACAAAAAUGGUGGAAGUCCAAAAUUGAUUGGAAUCUUGUCAAGCCCAAAUUUCCAACCUUCACCUGGUACAAAGUUGAGUAUUGACAACAUUGCAACUAAACUUAGUGGAAGCCCAAAGCCGUCUGGGGAAGGAUCUGACAAAUCGGGGAUGAAAUUGCUUGACGAUGCUCUGAAACAGUCAGAAGUGUCGCCUGAAACAAGUGUGGGCAAAAAAACACCUAAUGCAUUGAGAACAAAAUCUGUUCUUCAGUCUAUGUUGUCUUCACCAGAAUUGAUGAAACCUAAAUCUGCAGGAAAAAUUGAGGAAAAAAGUGAAUCUGAAGUCAAAGAACAACCAAUGGAUGUUGAUAUUAUAGUGCUUGAUUGAUCUUAUUCAGAAUACCAGUUGUCAGAAUUUUUAUGGAUAUAUAGUAACGUCUUCCUUAUUCAAUGCCUGAAACUUACAGUUUACUUUUUCUGGAGGUUAGAACUUACACCUUGCAUGAUUACACAGCAUAUAUUUAUUUGACAUAAAUCUACAAUUUAAUGUAUUGAAACUUGGAGAAAAUAUUUAAAGGGAAAGGCAACAUUUGAGUGUAAACUUCUGCCUGCUGGGUCUUCUUUAAUCAUUUAAGGUAGGGAACAAAUUUUCAUAGUGAACUUAGAAAUUGAGAAAAUUAUUAAUUCUAUAUUUGAUCAAAGUGGUUUUGUUUUCCAUGACAGCAUAAAACAAAAUGUUAAUUUUUUUAGGUGUAUUUCCUUGACUUUGUAAAAUAAUAUAUCUACUUUUCUAGAAAGAUUUUAAACUCCAAAAAGUAUUGAAUUUUUUCCAGUUAGAGGGUACUGGCUAAGUAAAUAACUCAGCACUGUGAACACUGUAAUGGCUUCUUCCAUAGUUAAACACUUUCUUAAAUUUCAAACUACAGCAAUUUUUUUCCAGUAUCUUCUGAUUUUUAAGAUUCUCAGCAUUCUGAAUGCCUUAAUGAUAGCUUUUAUAUGAAAUCAAAUUGCAGUUAAGCAUUAUUUCCCCUUUAAAGGGAAUUCCUAUAGUUUUUUAUGCGCAUCUUUCUGCGCAGCCGACACUUUCUAUGGAAAACUGAACUUAAGUCAACAUUUGUUAAAACAUGUUACAGACAAUCUUAAAUAUGAGGUUUCUUGAAUGAAAUAACAUUUUUGAUAAAUUUUAUCAGUAAUCAAAUGUUAAUACUGGUUUAUGUUGUAUUGACAAGUAUCAUGCCUGACAGAUAUCUUGCUAUUUUUGUGGUUGUGUUUUCACAUCGCACUUUAGUACAAAGACAGUGUUGUUCAUAUAAUGUAAGAUAAUUGACUUACUACUGAUAAGACAAUAUCACCUUUCAGAUUAUUUAGUAUUCAAUUAUAGAAAGAAUUAAGAACUUUUAAGACUUUUUUUAACUUCUAGCACACAUACAUGUAAUCAAUUUGGCUAGGUUCGCGCCACUUUCCGUCCUAACAGGUGUUGUAUUCUAACGGUCUUAACAUAAAAUUUAGCCUGGUGACCCAUACAUUUUUAGCCAUUUUUAUGUUCACAAUACAAUUAUCUAUACACAAGAAAAACAGGAAAAAAUUCUAUGAAAGAGAUUUUUCAAAAUUUAAAAAAAUAUUCUUCACUAUGGGUAUUUUUCAUUGAAAAAAGUUCACAAAUGUAAAUAUGAAACAAUAUUUUUUUUUCAUCUGUACCCAUUAUUGUAAGGAUAGAGUAUUACAAAUAUGACUAUAAUAUUAAAUAAGUAUAUAAUAAAAUUUGUAAAAGAAAAAAACCUUAUUGUGUUGUCUUGAUGUAUAUUUUGGUUGGUAUUUAUAAAAAAGCAGAAAAUUAUGAAAAUGUUGAAAAAUCACUGGCAGUUUCAGCAACAGUGGGUGUGUUCAAAACAAUUUUUCACAAAAACGAGCCAGGUGACCUAUUGUUUUUAUUUGUUCAUUGUUUUCAGCACAAAAUUUCAUAUCAUAUAUGUGAAUUAAAAAAAAUUCUAUGAAAGGAAAAAAACUAUAGGAAUUCUCUUUAAGAUCGGGAAAUAUAUAAACUGACUGGUAUGUAGGGCUGCAUUCAUAAUGUCAUAUCUAGUAACACUAAAAAGCCAUUUAUGUUUUAAGAGAGCAUUACAUAUUUAUGCUAUGUUUACCUAUACAACUGUUAUUCUAAAACCUAAUACUAGUAAAAAACCACAACUUUUGAAAUAUAUAUUAUUGUUUUUAAGUUUUGAAAAAGCAUUUCAUCUACAAAAUAUCUUCUAUAUUGCUUAUGUUUACAUAUUAUCUGACAAAAGAUUUUAAAGUUACUCUAAAAGAAAACUGAGCGAGUCUUCAUAAAUCUGUUAUGUGACUGGCAAGAUGUGUUCACAUUAUAGUAAGCUGUCACCCAGUUUGCAAGGUUCCUAUAUUCCUGUUUCUUCCUGAAAAGGAUCUUAUAAUUCUUUAUAUCUGUAUUUUUCUGUACAUUGCAUUUUAAAACUUUAAGCUUAUAUUGUCAUUUUGUUCUUGCUAAAUUGACCUAGUAGAACAUUCUAGUAAGAUUCCAUAUUAUAUUAGUAAUCACUAUUUGAAAGCAAGUUAAAAAGGACAUUGUGACAGAGUUAAUUUUUACCUUAUUUAAACCCGAAUGUGGGCUUUUUUUUUCAAUGAAAUUAUUGAAGUAAGGUUUUGCUAAGCUCGUUUAUUUUUGUAAAAAAAUCCAGGUUUCUUAUUUUCAGUGAAAUGGGUUAGACUGUAUAGUAUUACACUGUAAGUAGACAAAUGUGUGAUAUGUUUGAAGUAUAAAUGGCAAUGAUCAUGAUGAAAGAGAAAUUUGCUACAUUUUGAAUGGUUUACAUAUUUUGAUUUUAAAAUUUGAAGAACAAUAAUCACGAUUUAAAAUACUAUUUAUCUUGAAUUAUGAAAUAACAAAAUACGACGUAUAUUUUUAUGCCCCCGAAGGGAGGCAUAUAGUUUUUGAACCGUCUGUCGGUCUGUCAGUCUGUCCGCCAUUUUUGUGUCCGGUCCAUAUCUUUGUCAUCAAUGGAUGGAUUUUCAAAUAACUUGGCAUGAAUGUGUACCACAGUAUAACGACGUGUCAUGCGCAAGACC
Mercenaria mercenaria is the source of this 6050-nucleotide messenger RNA. RefSeq names its product chromatin assembly factor 1 subunit A-A-like. Bases 100 to 3357 code for a protein of 1085 amino acids. The transcript has 16 exons. Lineage: Eukaryota; Metazoa; Mollusca; Bivalvia; Venerida; Veneridae. Gene Ontology annotation, biological process: nucleosome assembly. The record is from RefSeq and is a predicted model, not a curated record. Gene Ontology annotation, cellular component: CAF-1 complex; nucleus.